CUCCCCUUUUUUCUGUCUUCCUCACCCACCCCCUUUCUCUCUUUCUCCCUCGUCCCUGCACCUCCAGUCUGCUUCUGUUGUCUCGGCGGAUUGUUGGGCUGGGAGAGAGAAAGGAUAUCGCGAGUAUUGGAGUUUUGGUGAGAGUUUGUGGAAGAUGGCGCCUGUUGUGACAGGGAAGUUCGGUGAGCGCCCUCAGCCACAGCGCCUCACAAGAGAAGCAAUGAGGAAUUACCUGAAGGAGCGGGGCGACCAGACUGUCCUGAUCCUGCAUGCAAAAGUUGCACAGAAAUCCUACGGCAAUGAGAAAAGGUUCUUCUGCCCCCCUCCCUGUGUGUACCUGAUGGGCAGCGGCUGGAAGAAAAAGAAGGAGCAGAUGGAGCGAGACGGCUGUUCUGAGCAGGAGUCGCAGCCCUGCGCUUUCAUCGGCAUCGGCAACAGCGACCAAGAGAUGCAACAGCUUAACUUAGAGGGAAAGAACUAUUGCACAGCCAAAACCUUGUACAUAUCCGACUCCGACAAGAGAAAGCACUUCAUGCUGUCAGUCAAGAUGUUCUACGGCAACAGCGCCGACAUCGGUGUCUUCCUCAGCAAGAGGAUCAAAGUUAUUUCCAAACCCUCCAAAAAGAAGCAGUCCCUCAAGAACGCUGACUUGUGUAUUGCAUCAGGGACCAAGGUGGCACUGUUCAACCGGUUGCGCUCCCAAACGGUCAGCACGCGCUACCUGCACGUGGAGGGGGGCAACUUCCACGCCAGCUCCCAGCAAUGGGGCGCCUUCUACAUCCACCUGUUGGAUGACGAGGAGUCAGAAGGAGAAGAGUUCACUGUGAGAGACGGUUACAUCCACUACGGCCAGACAGUCAAGCUGGUUUGCUCCGUCACCGGCAUGGCCCUGCCCAGACUGAUCAUCCGUAAGGUGGACAAGCAGACGGCGCUGCUGGACGCAGACGACCCCGUCUCCCAGCUCCACAAGUGUGCCUUCUACCUGAAGGACACAGAACGCAUGUACCUGUGCCUUUCCCAAGAAAGGAUCAUCCAGUUUCAAGCCACUCCAUGCCCAAAGGAACCAAACAAGGAGAUGAUCAACGACGGCGCCUCCUGGACAAUCAUCAGCACAGACAAGGCUGAAUACACUUUCUACGAGGGCAUGGGCCCUGUCCACACGCCUGUCACCCCCGUGCCUGUGGUGGAGAGCUUACAGCUAAAUGGUGGUGGGGACGUGGCCAUGCUGGAGCUGACAGGACAGAACUUCACUCCAAAUUUGCGGGUCUGGUUUGGAGAUGUCGAGGCUGAGACCAUGUACAGGUGUGCGGAGAGCAUGCUGUGCGUGGUGCCCGACAUCUCGGCCUUCCGCGAGGGCUGGCGCUGGGUGCGGCAGCCUGUCCAGGUGCCCGUCACGCUGGUGAGGAACGACGGCAUCAUCUACUCCACCACACUGACCUUCACCUACACGCCGGAGCCGGGGCCGCGGCCGCACUGCAACGCAGCCGGCGCCAUCCUGCGCGCCGGCAACACCAGCCUGCUAAGCAACAACAACAACAGCCAGGAGGCCGGCGCCGGCGUCUACGGCCCCAACAGCACCUCCAACGCAGGAGUCACGUCCUCCUCCUCCACCGCCGCAGCCGUGGUCUCCUAACGCACACAGUUACCACACAAUACAAUACGCCUUGAGAGCAAAUAUACCACGAGGUAUAUAAAGACUAUGGGGAAAAAAUACAAAAAACAAAAACUUUCGACUCUCUCUAAAGUGCUGCAUAUUAAUUUUUUGGAUUCAAAGAAGCUGAAAUGGAAAAAAAAAGAAAUUGGUGGGACAGAGGAGCAAAUGCAGGGGAAAUUUGAAGGAGGAGCGGCACCACAUGUUGUCAGCCGACGGGAAUAAGAGAAAAGUGCUCCUUGACACACACCUGCUCCUGUGGUUUCUGUAGGGACCUGCCUGUCCUGUUCUGGUGUUUGGAGUGAGAGGAGUUCCUGCCGGUUCAGAGCACCAGCACCUUUUUACGGCUGUGAGAACGGAAACCACAACAACAGUACAUCCACCGUGUACAAAAAUUGCGUUAGAAGAAAAAGUAUAUUUUUGCGCCACCUUGCUCCCCACUUUUCCACUUGGUUUAUUAUGUCUUUUUUCUUUUCUUUUUUGUUUUGUUUUGUUUUGUUUUUUUCAUUAGUUUGUGGUAUCUGAAAGGGGGCUGGAUGUAUUGUUGUUGGAGGGAGCACAAGGAUGCAGAGGGACACACAUAAAACGUGACGUUGAUAACAUAGUUUUUAUGGACCAAGGAUCUUGUAUAAGCUUUAGUAAAGGUACAUUUUCUCCAUACCUUUUUUGUAUUAAACAUAUAGUACACUUUUGUUACCAAAUAGUUUCUAUUCUUCCUCUGAGCUUGGGCUUUUUUCCCCCCUUUGAGGUCCAAAAUCCCAACCUGUAUAUUAUUGCGACCUUACUACAAAUGCCUGCUUUUUCAGUCUUUGGAUGGAACACUUCCUUUUUUUCCUCUUUUCUUUUAUUUUAAUACCCUCACAUCUUCUGUUGUGGAAUCUGAAGUCUGGAGAUCUCUUUUUUUUUAUUUUAUUUUAUUUACAUAAUCGAAGUUUGUUUUGUUUGUUUUGUUUUGUUUUGUUUUUUAAUUGGGGAAAUAACCUCAGAGGGCCUAUUUUUUAUCAUUGGUUUUUAUGAAGUCUUUAAAAAGAAAAGCUUUAAGCAACGCCUCUGCCUUGCCUGCAAUACUCUAUGUGCGCUAUGUCUCCUUUAAAGUAUACACGUCAGUACAUCUCACAUGGAGCCAUAGGAACGUUUGCAGAAUUCAUUGAAAACUAGACUUCCACGGUUACAAAAAAAAAAGUCAGUUUGUCAUUUUCACAACAAUGUAAUAAGUGUAGUCAUUGACUUAAAGGAUAGCCUUAGUACUGUAUAUUAUUACUGUGUACACAGUCAUAAGACUCACAUAUCUAAUAUCACAUAUCUGUUCUCUGGAUCAUGUUGCUCUAUUGGUCACUGUCAGUGUAUCAGACGAUGUAGUGAAACCUGUCAUUGUACUCUUCGCUCCACUGCGCCUCGCAAGGUGUCUUCCAGUGUGUGCUGUUGUUCCUGGUGGCAUUUAAACUCUCAUCGGUUUUCCAAAAGCGUCAAAAGACAGACACUUCCGAUUUGAUGUGGCCUUACCGAUCGACAACUCUGAUUUCACCUGUUUUGCAAAAUAACCUCCUGUUUACUCACCUUGGAAGAAGCUGUGCGCGGCCCCGAAACAGCCACCGCCUCGCCUCCCGUCGCAGGAGCUCGUGUCCAAUUGACCUCGCACCAGCCGCAAAGCCUGUCGUCGCGCUGCGGCUCCAAAAUCACAGCCUUCUGGAGGAGCUCUUGGCCUUCAUUCUGGUGAACAAGUACAAACCCGGCCCGCCCACACCCAUCCCAACUCCCUUUUUUUUUAUUAUUAUCUCACGGUGCUCAGCACCCUCCACUUUUGGUACAACGUCUCGCGAGCGCUGUAAGCUCCUCUCAGCCUUCUUAGCAUUUUUAAAAAUCUGUGGGAUUUUUUUUUUUACUUUGCAGAAACAAGUGUGUGUGCAUUGUAAACUCACUGUCAAGAGAGUAGUCGCACUCGUCCGUGUUCAUGGCGAUUGAGUCUCCUGUAGAAGUAUAAAGGCCUUCUAUACGUGUAUUAUUGAAGAUGUGUAUUUCCAAACAUACAGCAAUAUUGUACAGGUCAUUUUUUUUGUGUGUGUGUCAUCGUUUUGUCUGCCUGACCACUAGUUCACCAGCCAGCAAGUAUGUGUGAGCGUAUGUGUGUGUGUGUGUGUUUUUUUAAGGUGUGUGACUGUCAUGUCUUGCUAUAUAUAUGUAGGCGCUAUAAUGGAAUAUUGAGUCAGACUCGCUCCAUUUCUGUGUUUCAACAAGUCAUUGCUCUCAAACCAAUUUACUUGAGGUUUGUUUUGGUUCUGCUGUCUUCCACCGUGAUCCAAACGGAAAGAGGUGAUUCUGUCCCACUGUCUGAUUAUUGUGGAUAAACAUUCAUAGGCAAUACUUUUGAUCUUAGUAUUACAGUGCAACUGUAUACUCUUCCGGGAAAGAACUACAAUACUGUAACUUGAAUGUCUGCAUAAUGAAGUAUUUUUGACUUUUAUCACAAACCCUUGAAACAGGCAAGGAACAAUAAAGGAUUCGCUUGCACCCCUUCAAUGUAAAAAAAAAAAAAAAAAAAAAAAGAGAGAGAGAAGAAAAAUUUAAGUUAUGCCCCAUGUUUCGCCCCCUUCCCCCCACUGUCCGUCAUUGAUGUUAAAUGUUUUAUAUUGUAAGAUUGAUAUUUUUUAAAUUAUUGGUACAAAGUUUCCCCUUGUCUUAUUCAGUGUCAAAAAAAAAAAAAAUAAUAAUUAAGUGCAUUAUUGCCCAUGCUGCCUAGUUUUGGCCUGGGAGUGUAUUUUGAAAAGGCCACUUCCUGUCUGUUCUGGAACUGUCGUCAAAGAACAGGUGCUAUGUUGGUGUUGUAGCAUCGAGGGGGAAAAAAAAAAAAAAUGCGCUUCUUCUUCACACUGAUGUGAAAGUUGAUCUAAGCUGCGGGUCAACCUGAACCCUUUACUCUGCAGGAUGGAGGUCACCAAAUCUUACUGUAGAUUUUUAACUGUAGGUGUUUUUCUAUGUCCGAUAGGGUGAGCUCUAAAUUCAAUUUGAGUUUUAACACAGCCUCUGUAAAAGCAUCAGGCCCCUCUUUUGUUUUUUUUUUUGUUUUUUUUUUCGCCCAGCUUGGAUAUUUUUGGGUUGUUGUUUACAUGUUCCGUUUUCCUCAUCGUUCAUGCUUGUUCCAGUCUGAACACGGUGGUUUUGUCACAUUUGUUCAAACUACUAAAGGGGUUUCUGUGUUUUUUAUUAUUAUUAUUUCUUUAAAAGAAAAAAAAAAGAAAAAAGAAAACGUCCCUUUGACAAUCCGAGCUGGUUCACAGUUUACAGUUUAUUGUUUUCUCUUGCGUUCGAAGAGAAAAGGGAGGAUAAUACAGAAUAAUAACUUGAUAAUGCGCGUCAAUGCCUCUCCGCUCAUAAAAGGGGAAGAACUGUUAAAGGGGGUCAGCGAUGUUACAUGCCUUCUUAUACGCAUGCUGUAUUAACCUGGCAACAAAGCUUUUAGAGGAAAAAAAAA
Molecule: messenger RNA, 5120 nt
Organism: Myripristis murdjan (pinecone soldierfish)
Lineage: Eukaryota; Metazoa; Chordata; Actinopteri; Holocentriformes; Holocentridae
Gene: rbpjb
Product: recombination signal binding protein for immunoglobulin kappa J region b
Exons: 11
Coding region: 155-1633 (492 amino acids)
Biological process (GO): regulation of transcription by RNA polymerase II
Cellular component (GO): nucleus
Molecular function (GO): RNA polymerase II cis-regulatory region sequence-specific DNA binding; DNA-binding transcription activator activity, RNA polymerase II-specific
Source: RefSeq, a predicted model, not a curated record